This is a messenger RNA of Apodemus sylvaticus (European woodmouse), 720 nucleotides long. It is a transcript of the gene Ppdpf, whose product is annotated as pancreatic progenitor cell differentiation and proliferation factor. The transcript has 5 exons. The coding region runs from base 162 to 518 and encodes 118 amino acids. NCBI's taxonomy places the organism in Eukaryota, Metazoa, Chordata, Mammalia, Rodentia, Muridae. The record is from RefSeq and is a predicted model, not a curated record. Gene Ontology annotation, biological process: cell differentiation; multicellular organism development.
GCGUGCGCAUAGCGCGCGUGGGUCCUAAACUAGUGGUGUUUCGUGGGUUAUCCUUGCAAAUGGGUUCCGCGGCCUAGCGCCCCCGGCGUUGCCACUAGUGGCCUUGCACCGAAUCCUGCAAGGAGGGGAAGGGUCUCUGUCGAGCGCCACGGCCCUGAAGCAUGGCAGCCAUCCCUUCCAGCGGCUCGCUCGUGGCUACCCAUGACUACUAUCGGCGACGCCUGGGCUCCUCGUCCAGCAACAGCUCUGGCGGAAGUGCCGGAAGUGCCGAGUACCCGGGGGACGCCGUGCCCAACUCCCCGGGUCUUCCCAAAGCCGAUCCGGGCCACUGGUGGACCAGCUUCUUUUUCGGGAAAUCCACCCUCCCGUUCAUGGCCACAGUGUUGGAGUCUCCUGAGCACUCAGCAGAAUCCCCCCAGGCCUCCAGAAGCCCCAUCACCUGUGGCCUGGCUCCUGAAGCCAUGAAGAAGCAGCCAGUCAUCCAUCCUGGCCAGACCAACACCAGGGCCCCGUCCUGACCUGUCAGAAUCAGCAGCCUGCCCAAACUUAGGUGGUGCUAAGCCAGAGCCUACCCUCACAACCCUCCCUGUAAACUAGGAAGACGGAAUGACACCAGCAGGAACUGGAGAGAGCCCCACUUGUUUCACAGCACUGAGCUUUCUUGACCCCCUUAACUGUGUCUUGCACAAAGCAGAAAAUAAACUCAGAGCAGCCAUCCUC